Molecule: messenger RNA, 1589 nt
Organism: Gopherus evgoodei (Goodes thornscrub tortoise)
Lineage: Eukaryota; Metazoa; Chordata; Testudines; Testudinidae
Product: E3 ubiquitin-protein ligase TRIM39-like
Exons: 6
Coding region: 35-1495 (486 amino acids)
Molecular function (GO): zinc ion binding; protein binding
Source: RefSeq, a predicted model, not a curated record
GUGACCCGGAAACUGCCACACAGCAGCUGCUACCAUGGCCUUCGUGAACCCGCUGGAGAAGCUGCAGGAGGAGGCAAUUUGCUCCAUCUGCCUGGAGUACAUGAGUGACCCCGUGAGCAUAGACUGUGGGCACAACUUCUGCAGGGUAUGCAUCACCACCUACUGCCAGGACAAGGGGCUCGGGGCCAGAGGGCCCGUGUCCUGUCCUCAGUGCCGGGCGGCCUUUUGCAAGAGCAACGUCAGGCCCAACAGACAGCUGGCCAAUAUCGUGGAGACCAUCAAGCAGCUGGGGCUGCCGCCGGCCAAGAGGCAGCCAGAGGCGCUCUGCAGGAAACAUGAGGAGAAGCUCAAGCUCUUCUGUGAAGAGGACGGGGAGGCCAUUUGUGUGGUGUGUCGCGAGUCCCUGGAACACCGGCCUCACACUGUCUACCCCAUUGAGGAGGCGGCCCAGAUGUACAAGAUCAAACUCCAGAAAUCCCUGGAACGGUUGUUGAAAGAGGUGGAUGAAAUUAAGAAACAUGAAAUGGUGGAGAGGACAAAAACCCAGGAAUGCAAGGAGAUAGUUAAAAAAAAGAGGGAGAGGAUUGUGAUUGAAUUUGGGAAGCUGCACCAGCUGCUGGCUGAGGAGGAGAAGCUGCUUCUUCAGAAGCUGGAACAGGAAGAGAUGAUAAUCCUGCAGAGAAUCAACAAAAACCUAACCAGACUUUUAGAGCUGAGAUCCUCUCUGGACAAGCUGAUCCUGGAGAUAAGGGAGAAGUUCCAGCAGUCAGCAGACGGGUUGCUCAAGGACACGAAAAGCACCUUGAGCAGGUGUGAAGCUGUGACAUUUCAGGCUCCAGAGGCUUGCUCCGUGGCACUGAAAGAGAAUUACAGCAUCCCAGAGCACUGUCUGGGCAUGAGGAACAUGCUGAAGAAAUUCAAAGAGGACGUGACGCUGGAUCCAGAGACGGCGCACCUCGAACUCAUCCUGUCCGACGACCGGAAGAGCGUGAGACGGGGCGGCAAGAAACUGAGCCUGUCUCUGUUUGACAACCCCAAGAGAUUUAACACCUCCCCACUGGUCCUGGGGGUUCAGGCCUUCAGCACAGGGAGGCGCUACUGGGAAGUGCAGGUGGGAGACAAGACGGAGUGGGGCCUGGGGCUUUGCAGGGAGUCUGCCAGCAGGAAGGGGACUGUUGUCCUGUCCCCUCAAAAUGGCUACUGGGUGCUGCGGUUGCAGAGCGGAGGUAAAUACGAGGCCCUCACCUCCCCUCUGACCUCACUUCACCUGAGUGUGAGACCCAGGCGGGUUGGGAUUUUCCUGGACUACGAGGCUGGAGACAUCACAUUUUACAAUGUGACCGAUCGAGACCACAUCUACACAUUCACCGACCAGUUCUCUGGGCCUCUCCGGCCUCUCUUCUUUCCUGGUGCCUCCGCGGGUGGCAAAAAUGCCGAGCCGCUGGUGAUCUCCUGGGUAAGGGACACAGAAGGGAGUGGGUGCAUCCUUCUGUAACUGUCUGUCUGCAGGAGGUUUUUUUCAUAGACUCUAGGACUAGAAGGGACCUCGAGAGGUCAUCGAGUCCAGUCCCCUGCCCUCAUGGCAGGAC